UUUUGUUUUAAAUAAUGAGUUAAUAAAUGAUUUAUUACGUACAAAUUAUCACUUUGUAUCCAGUCCACUUCCUGUAUACACCACGAUGUGACGUCACUGCGCCGAAGAGAAUUGUCUUUGUUGUUUAUAUUCUAGCCGAAGGUCGGUUAGUGGAAAAGCGAGAGAAAAAAUAUAUCUUUGUCGAUUCCUCGGAUCUGGCUGCGAGGAUUUUGUUGUGCUACCCUGGCCUCUUCUGAAGAGGAACAUCUGGAAGGUGGUCCGUCUCCCCCACCACGUAAAAAGGCUCGAACGACCGUCAGCUUGGCGUCUGAAAUGCAUAGGAGACGAGCACAUUUGGGAGAUGUUGAUGUCGAUGAAUGUGAACCAAGUUCGAAUGGCGAGCUACUUUCUGCUUCCAAACACAAAAUACCAUCAAACCAAGCGAAACAGAAAACAUUUACGAAGUUUGAAGAGGAUUCAGUGCGUUUAAUAGGUCAACAUUUGCGUGGACUUGGCUUAAAGUGAGUAGAACGCCACUGUUUUGAAUGACAUCCAAGUAUUUUCUGUGAGCUACUUUGUGCUGUUUCGUGGUUUAAUAUUGCACAGAUUGUAACCAGAGUUUUAAUUUUUAUUCCUAGUAAAUCAGCCGACUUGUUGAUGCAAGAAUCUGGCUGUAGGCUUGAACAUCAAUCUGCUAUAAAGUUUAGGGAGAGCAUUUUAUCUGGCGAGUGGGAUAGAGUAUGUUUAUUUUAUUGCCAGCAUUUUCCUGUAAUUAUUUUCUGUUUCUUCGUUAAUUUCUUGUUUCCUUUUCUAAAUUAACUGCUUCACCUUUUCUUUGUAAGGCUGAAUCUUUCCUCAAAGAGGUUAGGCCGUUUUUAGAUACAUCUGAAGAACUGUUGAAGGUACGAGGACAUUGUUUGCAAUGUAUUCAUUCAAAUAAAUCUUGUUUAUUUUGAAUGGUUUGCUGAUUAAACUUUUUUUAAAUUCAUUGUAUAAAACAUUUCUCUAUGUUACGUUAUCUUCUUGAAAAUCUUUUCACAGAUUAUCAUGUAUUAUUACAUAUACAAGAAUUUUCCUUAUUGGCAUUCUGCAUUCACACAUACUGUAUGUAUAAAAGGUCAUGUCACCUUGAUAACAUCAAAACCUAAUUAUUCACUUUCCAUCCAAUAGAAAGUGAAGUUUUUGAUCCUCGAGCAAAAAUUUCUCGAAUUUGUCGAAUGUGGAAAGUCUGUGGAUGCCUUGAGAUGUUUACGGAGUGAAAUAACGCCGCUCAGAUGCAAUAAGGAGAAAAUUCAUCGUCUUUGUGGGUAUGUAGUGGAAUGUUUAAAGUUUGUGCAGAUGGAAAUCUUGAGAUUUCUCGAGAUGAAAAUCUUGAUAUUUCCAUGCACAAAAACCCUCCAAUAUUUGGUUCUGUCGAAUGUUAUGCCAAAAAUCCUGAUAUGUAGUGGUAUGUUUAUUAUACCAUUAUUUAAAUACCAUUGUCUGUCAUGACUAGACAUGUUUCACACUUUUAAUAAUAACCAUUAAACAACCACGAUUUUUGAAUCAUCAAUCUUUAUGCAUUAAAUGAAUUGCUAAUUAUGUGUGGGAUUUAUUGUUAUGGGGGUGUUGUAGGUAAACUAAACUGGGGUCAUUACUAUAAACAGUCAUGUAAGAUGAUGCUAUUCCAUGCAUUUCCUGACAUAAUUAUUGAAUUGAAUGAUUAGAUCAGUAAAUGCAAGUAUUCAGUGCUUGCAUAAUUCUUAUUAAAUGGCAAAUACACAGCUUGAGUAUCUGUGAUUUAUAGAAUUGACACUUGACAGCACAUCAUAUUGUAUUGGCCUUUGAAUAUUUAAUUCACAUUCCAUUGUAGUCUCUAUGGUUUGAAAAAUAUGAAAAAUUGAAUAUGUCAUUCAUAUUUCUAAUGAUUAUACCUUUGUACAUAAUAUUUUCCUGCAGAGAAGCUAAAACUAUAACAACAUAGAGGAGAUUAAAUUUCCGUAUGGCAGAUUACCAAUUAUGAACAACAUACCAACCCAUUAAAUAUAUUAACCAAGUUCCAAGGCACUCUAAUGCUAACCCUACUCUGUUUAUUAUAUUCUACUUUAUACAGUUUUGAAAAAAAUAUCAGUAGAAUAACUAAACUCAUUCAUAUUUGAAUAACUAAACUCAUUCAUAUUUGUAAUGAUUAGACCUUUGUGUGUGAUAUACCCCUAUGGGGAGGGAAGAAAAACAAUGGCAUAUAAAGGGAUAAUAAACACAAUGUAAACUUAUGACCAAGUAUAAAAAAAUCUCAUUGAAUAUAUUAACCCAUCAAGCCCCACUGACUUUGGUAUAUUCUGUUUUAUCCCAGACAAUUGUUCUCUUCUAUCAGUCUCUUGAACUGGCUGCAUUUUUUAUAAGGUCUAUCUAUCUCAUUUUUGAUAAGGUCAAUUGGGUCCAUCUAGGCUAUUUGAGAUCAGUUCACAAAGCCAAUUUGAGCAAGAGCAAGUCUACAAUGCUAAUGCCAGGUGACUUUACUUGUCAAGGGGAGAGUCGGGCUCAUUAAUGAGUUAAUGGGUUAACCAAACUAUCUGCUCAUUUUGUUAUCCCAUCGCUGCAAUACACACUACUCUGUCUUAUGCCAGACAAUUUUACCUGUAAAGACAAAAGUGUUGGACAAUAAUCGGUUUUAAAAUUAAUGUUAAAAUCUGCAAUGUGCAUCUCAUUAUACAAAAGUGAUGGGGAGUGAGGGGGGGGGGGACAAAACAUUUAUGCAAAAAGGAAACAAAGAAAAUACUUUUGUGCAAAAAGUUCCCUGCACAAGCAAACAGCCAGAAAAAUUUACUGCAAGCUGAAAAUUCCUUCCACCAUCACUUUCCGUACCGGUAUGGUUGGCCCUUUACUUAGAUAAAUUAAAUUGUCUAACAUUAGCACAAUGCCAAGUACAUCCCAGUCAGACAUAUAAUGGUUGUUAAACAACAUAGACGGAUUUUCAUAUUUAUUACUGGGGUGGUGCCAGAAAUUUUAGGGGGGUGAGCCGCGAGCAGGUGACUGAAGCAACACAAAGUGUCACCAAACCCCAGUAAGGUCUAUGUUCUAGGGGUGGAGCACUAGAGCCACGAGGGGGAGUCUAGAGAGCAGAAAACAAAGUACCCCAGGGAAAAUUUGAAAAAAAUCAUGAUUUCUAGCUUCGAAAAAAGGUUUUUUGAAGUUGUCAAUUAAUUUGUCAUAUCAAUGGAUUUGGCAUGUCCGAUUGUCUGUUGAGACUUGAGAGAGUUAAAGACUUAAAGUUAAAUGAACCUGUAAAAGUGUAAACCCAACAGGCCAAUUCACAAUAUGCUUUUACUUUUAUAAAGUCAUUGACAUUGUGUUGUUUGAAUUUGAGUACAAUUUAUGAUGCAACUCCGAUGUAAAUAAUAUUUGGGGCAUAAAGAUUAAAUCUAGGCAAGUCUAUUUCCUAAAAGAAUUAAAAACUAAAAAUAGUGUUCAUAAAAAUUCCAAACGUUCCUUGCGUGCAAGCUAUUCGCAUGACAAGACACUGCAAACUCUAUUCAGGGAAGAUAAUAGAGUUUCAAAACUUUUCAAUUGCUCCAAUAAACCAGUGAAUACAAGCGAGGAGUGAUUAGUUUCAGAGUGUUGCACUGUCUUUUUCUGUUCAAGUGUACUCCUACGUUUAUUUUGUAUCAUCAACACUCUGCACGUUGGAGUGGACUAUUUAAUUAUUUAUUUAUUAUGCCGAAUAUUGGGGGAGUUGAAAUUUUUUUUGGAGGGGUGGACAUUUUGUUUGGAGGUGUUAUAGCUAAUAUUGGAGGGGGUUGCACCGCCCUGCACCCCCAGAAAAUACGUCUAUGUUAAACAAUGUAAUAUCCAUGUUCAGGUUGUUAAUGUGUAGCAAUAAUGAGGAGCUGUAUAGGAAAGCAAAAUGGAAUGGCAAAGGUCAACAAUCUAGACAGCGAUUGAUGGAGAAGAUACAAGGUUAGCAAUGACUAAGUGGUAAAUCCAAUGAGGAUCAACUUCAGAAUUCAGAAAUGCUGGUACUGAUGGUGCAUAAAAGUUAAACUAUGUCUUCCAAUUGUAUUUGUUUGCCUCCAAUUACAAAACAUAUAAUGACAACAAUUAACAUUUUCUUAACCUAUGUUAAAUUAAGAAGCAUUGUGCCUAACUGUGCCUGACUUUCAGUUUAUUAUUUUAUUCUGUCUAACACCAGAUGAUUUUACUCGUCAAGGGGAGAGUUUGCUCAUUAAUGGGUUAAAUAAACUAUCUGCCAGUGUGUUUUCAUUGUUAACCCGUUAAGCUGCAAUACACCCAAAUGCACCCGGCUUUACCAUUUUACUUGGUCAAAUGCCAGACAAUUUUACUCGUCAAGAGGAGAUUUAUGCACACUAAUGAGUUAAUAACCUGGUAAUUGCAUGAUUGUAUUUGAUGGAACCUGCAUAUUGUGGAAAAUAAUUGCCAGUUAGCCUAUCUACUUUACAAAAGUUCUUGUAAAUCUGAGCUAUUGCAGAAAGUUUCUUGCCUGUAUUAUGUGUCAUUCAUAAUUUCAAUGUGUUGUUUCAGAGUUUCUUCCUUCAUCAAUCAUGCUUCCUCCACGACGACUCUACACGCUACUUUGUCAAGCUCAAGAAUUACAAAGAAAUAAAUGUCUUUAUCAUAACUCGCAAUUAGAUCCUAAUCCAAGCUCAUUUUCAUUACUCACCAACCAUACAUGUGCAAGGUAGGCAGCGUGAAUGUUUUUUACUAAGGAUGUGAGGUGAAAUUAACCCAUUAAGUUUGCUUGGAUCAUACUUUAUUAUCUAACUCUGUCUAGUGCCAGACAAUUUUACUCAUCAAGAGAACUAGCACUCAAUGGGUUAAAAUAUGUACGGUAAAUGUAGAUCUUGUGCAGAACUUAGCAACCAUGCUGAGGUGUCUGGCAACAAUAUUAUGACACAAAUUUGUUUUUUUAGGAGGCAAUUUCCUUGUGAAACCAAACACAUUCUUACAGAACAUUGCGAUGAGGUACAUAAUAAAAUUGUAUACACAUGUCUUGUUGUUUUUAUUAUUUUAUGAUUUGGGAUUCUUACCAAAACUUGGUCGAAAUUUAGGCCAUCCAACUUGUACAUAGACACAUGUGAAAUACUUAAAACUUUCUACUGUAGGUAUUAUUUUUACGAUUUUCUCAUGAUGGUACAAAGCUAGCAACUGCGUCUAAAGAUAACACAGUCAUUAUUUGGGAAGUUACGGUGAGAAAAGUUACAAUGUAUAUACAUGAAAAUGUGCAAUUUAUUUAACACCAUUGCUUGCAGCCGAUGUAUAAUGAGAAAGUCAAUAGAGAAUGUAUAGCAAGUUCAGUAAAAGUCAUGGAAUAAAUGUAAAAUACCCACCACACUAAGCUAUUACUUUGUCGGUCACUUGGCUAAUGCCUUGGAUGUUUAAUACCUUGCUCAGUGGCAUACUGAGGCCAUUCCGAGUGAGAGGGUAUUCCUCUACAGCCUCUUUGCUUUAUCGACCAACUCAAUUUUAACGAUCAAUUUACUGACCAAUUCAAAUCAAUUUACCGACAAGUCGCAGUUUUUCCUACAUAAUCUUCGUUUUACAGACAAGUUUUCUAAAAAGUGUGGGUGGCACCCCACACAGUAGUGACAGUACACCCCUGACCUUGCUAACUGGGCCUCUGGCAUCACAUUCAUGAGGUCACAUUCUCUCCCCUGCCCCCCCUAAAAAAAACCCAACAAAUAUCUCCAGCACCCCUGCAGAAAAAAAGUUUUUAUUGCGACCGCAAUGAUGAGCCUCUUUUGGAAAGUCUGCACUUCCUGCCAGACUUUCCCCGUAAUGCCCUGGUGUAUAUUUUUAAAUGUUUUCACCAUGAACAUGCUAGGAUUGUGACAAAAUCUAUUUUUUUUUAAGGAUUACAUUCACCCAAACCAGAAUAAGGCAACAUGUCUAACGUUAAUACUGAACAAUGUGCGUAUUAUACAUGUGAAUAUUUAGGAAGAUGAUGUUAAAAAACUGCGAGUGUUAGAUGGUCAUGAACUAGGAGCAUACUACAUAUCAUGGAGUCCUGAUGAUCAGCAUCUCAUUGUCUGCGGUCCUGAAGACUGCAACGAAUUCUGUGUAUGGAAUAUUGAGGUAAUUUAAUGAACCAUUUGUGUUAUUGUGUUCUUCAAAUUUUCAAGUCAUAAAUAUUCAACCUAAACUACAUGCGAUGCCCAAUCAUCCCCCCUUCCCCGCUAUCUCUAGUACGAAUGAGGUUGAUAAUUUUUCGAAUAUUUCAACAUAGACAGGAGUUCUGCGAUGUCGAGCAACACAAGCUACCGAAGACAGUCUGACUGUUUGUUCAUGGAACCCUGAUGGUAAACGACUUUAUGCUGGAGGACUGAGAGGCCAGUUCUUUCAAUGUGUAAGAAUGGAACUAGUUUAUUUUGAUUGGACUACAAUGUAUUGACACUGAGCUCCAUAUAUAACUGGAGCGAGAACUUUUGAGUCCCAAAAAUGAAGACAAAGAUGGAAUUGUUAGUUCCAGUUCAUUUCUAUUGUUUUUGUCAACUAGGAGUGUGCCCAAAUUUUGUAUUUUGACUUCGAUUUGUAUAGGUAAUCAUGCGAUGGCGAGUGCAAUUAGGGAUUAAUAGUACGAGUGGAUUAAUCCCUAAUUGUACGAGCAACAUUGCAUAAUUACUUGUUUAUUAUUAGCAUGACAAAAUUGGAUAUGUACUUCUCAAUGUCAACAUCAUAUUCUCUAGCCAAAGUCCAGUCCUGCCAGACUUUCAUCCAAAAUUUGAUGUUUUUGUUUGUAUUUUCAUUUAGUUCUUUUGUUCAAGCAAAAUUUAGUGCUUUUGUUCGUAUUUUCAUCUAGUUCCUCCACGGCAAUUUCAUUUCACAUUGUGUUUGAAAUACCUUUCCGCCAUUUUGUUUGUUUUGAGAAAAUCAUUAAUUGUACUGCAGUACAAUUAAUGAAAUAAUUGUACUCCUCUCAACCAAUCAGCAUCCAGUAAUUUUGUCAUGCUAAUAAUAAAAAGAAUAAUACCAUGGUUUUAUGAACUGAGAACUUGAUUAGCGAUACGGUCCGUUAGAAAAAAAACUAGAAUUUGCUGGGGAAAAUGGUAUGAAAACUGUUUAAAACCUUCAGAGCUAUUGGACGUCAAUGGCCGCCAUCUUGGCUUCACUUUUCUCACAGGCCAAAUGACUGAAGUUCUUGCUCCAGGUAUUCUAUAGAGCUCACUGUGUAUUGAGCGUAUGUCAUUUGUAAUUCAGUCCACCUCUGACUUGCAAUGUUUUCAAUUUUCAGGAUUUGGACGGCGAUGUUCUGGAGCAGUGGGAGGGUGUCCGGGUUUAUGGUUUACAUUGUUUAAAAGAUGGGAAAACCGUUUUAGCUGCAGAUAGUCAUAACAGAAUUCGAACUUAUAAUUUUGAAGAUUUAUCAGAUAAUAAUUUGUAAGUGCAGAAAUGAUUCUUUGUGGAUUCUCCGUGAACUCAUCUGACUCUAUAAUACUUUUUGUUUGUGGAAACACCACGUAAAUUUAUUACUGCAGUAAUAAAUUUAUGUGGUGUUUCAACAAACAAAAAGUAUUAUAUGUUUUAUCGCCAGGCAAUCCUACAAAACCUAUAAACUAUAGACUGGAUAAUUCUGUCAGUUCUGGUUCUACCAGUUUAGACUGCUGUCCAGGCUUUUAGCCAGUGUGUCAAAACUGGCCAUCCAAAAAAUACCAUGGGUGUGACAACCCUAUUUUCAUGAACAUGGUCAAAAAACAUGGAGCUUGAAAUCAGUGGUCAUAUACUCAUAAUUCAGCGUCUUUUCUUGUAGAAUAGAUAGACAACAGCUGACAAUUUUUUAUAUUAGGUAUUCACGAAAUAUCAAAGCCUGCGAGUUGCUGUUUAUAAUGAAAACAUUUUCUUAGGCCGUCAAUGGCCGUCUAUUAAAAAGUGGCCGUCCAUAGGACGGUUGGCCUGGCUGAAUGCCUGCUGGUGUCUCUAAAGAUGUUGUAGUAAGGGUCAUCUCUUGUUCAUCCAGUCUUACUAGAUGAGAAACCGAAGACCAUGGAGAGAACCUGCCCGACAGCAAUGUUGAAAAACUUAAACUGGAGUUAUUCUUCUCACUUGCGACUGAUGCUUCCAUGCAUUGAUUGUAUUGAUGAUGUUUUCACUGAUAAUCCCUUGAUUGUAUUGAUCAUGUUUCCACUGAUAAUCCAUUGAUUGUAUUGAUCAUGUUUCCACUGAUAAUCCAUUGAUUGUAUUGAUCAUGUUUCCACUGAUAAUCCAUUGAUGGUGUUUUCUUGUUUUGUGCAGAAUUCAAGAAGAUCACCCAAUAAUGUCGUUUUCUGUCUCAGACGAUGGUAGACAUAUUUUAAUAAACGUUGCCUCACAGGUAUGUAUAUACUCCACCGUUCAUUUCACCAUCUUGUGUUUCUUAACGUCAACCCUGCAUGAGACUCUGCAGUUUGCUUAGGCGUAAAAAAACACAAAAAAAACCUGUGGUUCCGGUUCCCGACCCACCCUAUUUUUUCUGCCGACCCUAUUAUUUUUUCAACGCGAUUGACCGUGCGACCCUAUUUUCUCCAGGUGGUUGCAGGCUGCUUAUAAAGCGUGCCAAAAUGGCGUCUGUUGUCACACUAAUUAUUGAACCAAAUUGCCUAAAUUCGUCCAUAGGAAAUACGCAUCUCUAGUUAACAUUGAUGUCGGGACUCUACUGAAAAUCGCCAAGCAAAAAAACGCCAAAACCAUAAAAAAAAUUUAAAAAAAAAAUAAUUUCCGACCUACCGACCCUAAUUUUUUCACGAUAUGAAACCGGAACCACAGGUAUUUUUUUUACGCCUUAUAGAUUAUAAUAAUUUCGCGUGGAUCUGACAAAUGCCUGCAUGACCAACUGUGCUGUUGCUAGCACAUUGGCUAAUAAUGAUUGGCCAACUUUUCAAUAUUUACGUUCAUCAAUUUGAUACCUCGUGCUGAUCCGCAUGAUCAAUCACAUUACUUAAUGUUCGGCUCAAAAGUGGUGCAUAUUUUUCCGCGCGUGAAAAUACUCCAAAUAAUUUGCUAAUUUCACAGGGCUAUAUUUUCCGUAUUUUACAACAUUUUGCAACCAAAUUUGGCAAUUUUACUAAUUUAAGGAUGUUCUUUUAAGCUAUAAUGAUAUAUUUCGUCCUUGUCUGCAUCAAAUUAUAGCUGGAAUCACCUAUUAAUCGCCUCAUCCUGUUGUUUCUUUCCUAGGGUCUUCAUCUCUGGGAUGCUAAAGAUCGCGUGUUAAUACGGAAAUAUCAGGGAAUAACUCACGGUUUUUAUGUUAUUUAUUCGUGUUUUGGUGGUCUUAAUCAAGAUUUCAUCGCUAGUGGGAGUGAAGGUAUUUUAUCUCUUGUUGUGGCUGCUAUUUUCUUGGAAAAUAUGGGAUACAAACCACGGGAUACAAACCAUGGCCGGAUUUUGUGGAGAAGUGCGCAUCUCCCCUGAGAAUUUUUGCACUUCCCCUAAAAAGUCAUGCACUUCUCCUUGGGAACGUUUCAAUGAUAGAUCGGAGUGAAAAUUUGACGUUUUUUGGUUGCUGAGCGUCUGCACUUCGUAAGAAAGUUUUUCUGUAAAAUUGAAACAGUGAGAGCCGUCUAUGUUUUGAAAGAAACGUUGCAGUAAUUGUAUCAUAUCAUUCCUUCCGCAUUCUGACUUUAGAUCAUCAAGUGUAUAUAUGGCAUGUUAAACACAGUGAUCCUAUCAUGGUUCUCAGUGGUCACACAAGGACAGUUAACUGUGUCCACUGGAAUCCACAGAUACCCAGCAUGCUAGCAUCUGGAAGUGACGAUGGGACGGUCAGGAUAUGGGGGCCUGGGGACAAAUUAGAACCAAGUAAGUAUAA
This is a messenger RNA of Paramuricea clavata, 9754 nucleotides long. The record is from the annotation of a GenBank genome assembly. NCBI's taxonomy places the organism in Eukaryota, Metazoa, Cnidaria, Anthozoa, Malacalcyonacea, Plexauridae.